UACCGAACUCUUAUCACACUACAUCUGAGUGGCUUGAAGGCUUGAACUUUGUUACCUAUCCAUACCCAUAGUCACAUACCUAUCUCCGUAGAUUCGUUAUUUAUAUAACUACCUACCGCCCACUUAGGAUCUUGUCAUCUAGCACAUUUCCAAACACAUAUUCCGUUACAAGUUAUAGAUUUUUUGAACAAAGGAAACACCGAUCCAAGAACUCGGCAGGACAGCACUCAUCAUGGCACUCACAACGUUCCACCUCUUUCCACAACUGCCACCAGAGCUCCGAGACAUGAUAUGGGAAGAAGCAAUCCGGCCGGAUGUCCCAUCAGCUCACUUCUUCACGGCCUGGAAUGGAUUUGAAAAUCGAAUGUACGAGUCCGAUUUCCAAACUUUGGCCAACUACUCAGUCGCUGGGCGAGGGCGUCAGCCCGAUAUGCCAUGUGGCCUAGCUGCCCCACGCUGCAACCGGGAACAACCUUUUACUCCUUCUUGGUUUGACAAUAACCCUUCCGUCUACAUGGAAGACAGCGGGCUCUGGACAGCCUGCUGGGGUUCUCGGCGAGCAAUGAUAAGACGUUUUGGCAACCGCAAAGUGUCUUACCGCAAAGAAACACUGGCCCAGAGAUUCCUCGGUCAAGCUCCAGAAUACAACGAUGCGCCUGCUACCGGAACCAUGGUACAAGACGGCAGAACACAAUACUUUACCGUCUGCCCUAAAACAGACCUGUUCUGCCUGCAGCCAUUUCACAAAAACGGCAAUGUACGCUGGCCGACCCUCGAGCGCGACGUGGCGAUAUUCAACAUCCGCGGGUCCCCGCGAGCACACAUCGCUCUCGAGUUCGAUCCCCACUGGACAGACGACGAGGAGCUGCGCGACGAAUCCUUCCGCCUGAGCAUUCCGCCCCUAAAAAGAUACGAAAUCGAACUCUUCGGCCAAACCCGGACGGACCUCGGCUCCGUGUUCCUGGCCGGGACCAACCAAGUCGGCAGCUGGGCCCGCGCGCUGUGGUUCAUCGACUACCGCAUCUCCCGGGACCCGAAAGCCGAGCCUUUGGAUUACAGCGACGGCACGCGCAUGGUGUUCCAAGGGAGAGGGUGCAAGUAUGUUGAGGUGAGGCCGGAUAGACAUGAUACGGGGUGGAUUAUGGGACACAAGAGACAGAGCGCGUCGAUACGCAGGUUUUUGUAUGAGUUUUAUGUUACCCUGGCUGGGGAUCGCGAUAAUUCGUGGAUCUAUCAGAAGAUUGGAGAUGCGGGGAGCAUUGAUGCCGCGGAGUUGUUUAGGAGGCCGGUUAUUGGGGUUUUGGCUUGUCUUAGGGAUUAGAGGGCUUUGGCGACGGCCUGGUUGACUCCUUUUUUGGAGUUAGGGUUAGCAGAACGGGUCGCGCUACUGGAAACUGGCUCGAGAUUUCUGAGUAGUACUUUAGGGGAUUGGGAGUUUGUAUGUUGUGGGCGUGAGCGUGUUUCUUCUGACGCAAGGGGUCUGCGUCAGGGAUAUAUCGUAGGAGAUUUACUAUCUAGUAACAUCAUAGUCAGAAGACAGCGGACAGUAUCAUAGCC
This is a messenger RNA of Annulohypoxylon maeteangense, 1557 nucleotides long. RefSeq lists its product as uncharacterized. The transcript has a single exon. NCBI's taxonomy places the organism in Eukaryota, Fungi, Ascomycota, Sordariomycetes, Xylariales, Hypoxylaceae. Bases 233 to 1321 code for a protein of 362 amino acids. The record is from RefSeq and is a predicted model, not a curated record.